AUGUCCGACGGUGCGUUGACCAAAGCUGGUACGUGGGUGCAUGAUAAUGGCGUUCCAUCACCCACUAGCACCUCCGUUUUCGACCUGUUCAGCCUCCAUGGGAAAACUGCCAUUGUCACGGGCGCUGCGGCUGGAAUCGGCCUCUCGGCGGCGGAGGCGUUAGCUGAAGUCGGUGCCAAUGUAGCAAUCACCUACAACACCAACACCAAGGCUCCGGAAAAAGCCACCGAGAUUUCUAGAAAAUUCAACGUCAAAUGCAAGGCGUAUCAACUUGAUGUUGCGUCCGCCGAAGCCGUCUUAGGAACCGUGGAUGAAAUAGUCAGCGAGUUCAAUGGCCGAUUGGACGUUUUCAUUGCAAACGCCGGAAUACCUUGGACCCAAGGCGCAGCAUUAGGGGGCGAGAUCUCCCACUAUCAAAAAGUCGUCAAGGUCGAUUUGGACGGCACCUACUACUCUGCACUCGCAGCAGGAAAGCAUUUCCGACGCCAAUUCCUUGACAAGACCGAUCUUAGGGGCAACAAACUGGAAGAGUCUUACAGUGGAGGCAGCUUCGUGGCAACCGCCAGUAUCAGCGGACACAUAGUGAACAUUCCUCAAUUGCAGGCCGCUUACAACGCCGCCAAAGCAGGUGUGGCUCAUCUGUGCAAAUCUCUAGCCAUUGAAUGGAUCAGGUUUGCUCGGGUCAACAGCAUCUCGCCAGGCUACAUCGCCACCGAGAUAUCCGCAUUUAUCCCAGACGACAUGAAAGGAGUUUGGAGGGACAAAGUACCUAUGGGGCGCGAAGCGUCACCCAACGAGCUGAAAUGCGCAUUCUUGUACUUUGCUACUCCUGCUUCCUCAUAUACCACGGGCUCGGACUUGAUCAUAGAUGGAGGUUAUACCGUGGGAUAG
Exophiala viscosa is the source of this 891-nucleotide messenger RNA. RefSeq lists its product as uncharacterized. The transcript is spliced from 3 exons. Lineage: Eukaryota; Fungi; Ascomycota; Eurotiomycetes; Chaetothyriales; Herpotrichiellaceae. Gene Ontology annotation, molecular function: oxidoreductase activity, acting on NAD(P)H, oxygen as acceptor. The record is from RefSeq and is a predicted model, not a curated record. Bases 1 to 891 code for a protein of 296 amino acids. Gene Ontology annotation, cellular component: intracellular anatomical structure.